AUGGAGAUCCUCGUUGUACUGGCCUUCCUGUCUCUCUCCAUACACGGUGUUUGGGCACAUGGAACAUUCGCGCACUUCGUCGUCAACGGCACUAUCGCGCCUGAAUGGAAAUACGUCCGUGAUGUAGCUGGUGCACCUGAUUAUGAAAACCUAACCAAUAUACCACAAUACGCCAAACGUGUUCCCUUCUUCGACAUCUAUUCUCCAAACAUGGUAUGCGGUCGCUCGGCUGAGAGGGCGGCUGCGAAUACGGAGACGGCGACUGUGAUUGCAGGAAGUGAGGUAGGGUUUAAGCUUGCGGAGAUUAUUAAACAACCCACCCAAGAUCUCAUCUUCCACGACGGACCGGCCCAAGCAUUCAUGUCUCGGGCCCCAAACGAUGAUUUAGAGCAUUAUGAUGGAAAAGGGGAUUGGUUCAAGGUUGGAUAUAUUGGGCCGAAGAGUGAUACUGCUUGGAAGCUCAAAGGGAAGAAUGGGUGGAAUUUCUCCAUCCCAAAAACCACUCCACCGGGAAAAUACCUCCUCCGAAUCGAACAGUUCCAGCCGUACCGACUCUUCAAUACGAGUCAGUGGUAUGUCAACUGCGCUCAUGUGAAGGUUGUUGGGCCUGGAGGUGGAACACCGACCAGAUUUGUCAAGUUUCCUGGAGCAUACAACAUUAGUGAUCCAGGUACUACCCCCGCCAAUUUCAAUUGA
Lindgomyces ingoldianus is the source of this 696-nucleotide messenger RNA. RefSeq lists its product as uncharacterized. The transcript has 6 exons. Lineage: Eukaryota; Fungi; Ascomycota; Dothideomycetes; Pleosporales; Lindgomycetaceae. The record is from RefSeq and is a predicted model, not a curated record. Bases 1 to 696 code for a protein of 231 amino acids.